Bactrocera oleae (olive fruit fly) is the source of this 4681-nucleotide messenger RNA. Lineage: Eukaryota; Metazoa; Arthropoda; Insecta; Diptera; Tephritidae. The record is from RefSeq and is a predicted model, not a curated record.
CAAAUUCAGUCCGGUUUUGAAAUUGUCGCUGAGCGCAACGUUUGAAGACAAACUAAUAGCCGCGUGUGUGUGUGUAUGUAAAAAGUUUCUUCCACCAAACGUCAAGUUCCUAAGGCUUUGACUAAGUAGCUCUGAAUGCUCCCAGCAGCAGUCCAGUGUAAGCGUGUAUUUUAUGGGAAAAACUACUAGUUAGCUUUUGAUGCGCUAAAACGGUGCUGAUAACUCUUGUUAAGCCGUCGGGUUUUCGUCGUUUGCGAAUUUUCGUGUCCGCUGUGUAAAAGAUUUUUGAUAAAAAUUAAGUGCAAAAAUAAAUUACAGAAAAUAUAAAAUUUACUGGUUGCUGUGAAAGCUUAAUAGAACAACUAAAUUUUACUAAGUGUGAAUAUUCAGACAAAAAAGUAACUAUAAGCAACAACAAGCAAACACACAGUGACAUAUCUGAAACAGAUUUGGCAGAGUAAAAAUUGAAGGAUGUGUUGUUGUGAAACAUCCGCUGUCGAUAAACGGAAUUGAUGUGGAAGAUUUAAUAUGGUUUAAAACAUCGUUAAAAACCAGAACAAGACCAAAAACCGACAAAGCUCUCUCUCACUAACUACUUACACUUUGAAACGUGAAAUACGAAUCUACCUUUCCUUAAUAAAACAACAACAAAAACAAAAAGCACUUAUCAGAACUCCUAUUUAGAGUCUAAUAACAAAAAAAAAAAAAAAAAAUCAAAGAGCAACACACAACAAAAUGGUGUUGGUAUUGAACGGUGUCUUACAGGACGAUUGUCCAAUGGACACAAACAGUCUCUUCUUACAGCAUCCCGUUUACAGAGAUUAUGCCCAACAACUACUCUCCAUACCAAGAAAGUCGGUGGGCCCAGUGGGUCUGCUCUAUGUUGGCCAACGUGAAAUGGCCGCUGCUGCGCCGCACGACAAGAACAUCAACAUUAUUGGCGCCGACGAUGCCACAACGUGCAUUAUUGUUGUGGUCAGGCAUUCAGGUUCAGGCGCUGUGGCUUUGGCGCACUUCGAUGGCAACGGUAUAGACGAGGCUGUCUGCACAAUGGUUGCACGCGUCCAAGAGUUGGCCAUAGGUUAUCCAGAGGGACGUAUUGAGUUGCAAUUAAUUGGUGGCUACCGAGAUCCACAAGGAUACGGCGAGGAGGUUUUCUACAGCAUAAUGCAAUCAUUCCAUAAACAUCAUCUCGAAAUCGAUUUGACUCAAGCCUGCGUCGGUGAGCUAAACACCAUACUGCGUGGCGAUAUCAACUACCCAAUCAUAUAUGGUGUUGGUGUUAACAUAAAAACCGGUGAAAUAUUCCCAGCAACUUUUCUAGAUCGAGGACCGGACAGACAAUUGCGUGAUGCUCGCAAUUUCAUGGGCGCACAAUCGGUCUUGGACAUUUACGACUCCUCAUUGGGCAUGUUGCGUAUCGGGCCCUUCAAUUAUGAUCCAUUGCGCGGUGUUGAUUUGUGGCUAUCGCAGACAGAUGAAUUCCUCUUGCAACACCUCUCAACGAGUCCGGACGUGGAGCCGCCACACUUCACAAUGCAGAUACGCGCAACAAUAAAAUUCAUACAGGAUAAUCAAUUCCCGGCAAUCACCGUGUUUCGGGACAAUCGGCCUCGCUACUAUCAGCGCGACGAGUCUACGGGCUGCUGGACUUUGGUUAGAUAUAAUUACGAAUAUAAAUAAACACACAAACAUACAUAGAAACAAUACGUGCUCGCAUAUUUGCAUAGUUUGCGCUUGAAGCGAAAAUUCACUUAAGUGUUAUUAAACUGCGUUUUUACUUUGUUGUUUUAAUUGUUCGCUAGCUGCUGCGUUCACUUUGUUGCUACUGUGUACUUUUGUACUCGUAUGUAAAUUAUAUUUUUUGUAUUUUUGCCUUUAUUAUGAAUAAUUUAUGUUUUAUUUUUAACUGCUCGAGUUUUUUCUCUUUUUUGUUCUGCUUCACUUUUGUAUUUCAAUGUUUUCAAUCACGUUACUUCAGUGUAGGCACUAAUUGCAUUUUGUUUUUGUUUUUAAAUUUUUUUUUUGUUUUUGCUUACUAUUACUUUUAAGCUUUCUUUGUUAAAUGUAAAAUGUGUUGUAUUAUGUUAUCUUAUUUCGCAACUUUGGGGGCAGUUUUGCAAUUGAAAAUUUUUCUAUUUGCCGCGAAAGCAGCAGAAGACGCAUACAUACAUACGUAUAUGUAUGUAAAUGUGUAUGUGAAGUUAAGAGCUUAGCAUAUUUAUACGAUUUUAGAACAUAUGCAUAUAGUAGCUAAACGUAAUAUUAAAAAGUAGAAACUUUUGUGAGUCUAAAUUUCGAAUUAUAUUGAAGGCGUAACUGUAUAUAGAUAUUUAAGCUAGAACAUUAGUAUGAAUUUGAUAUUGAUUCUCUUUUUUAACACUUAAGUGCUGUAGUCUAUAUAAACUAUGUUAUUGUAACCGAUUGCUGAGUCUAUAAGACUUUAUAUAUAUAUUCGUUUUUGUUUUGUGUGAGAAUAAAGUAAUAGAAAAUAAUAAAUUUUUAAUUGAAAUUCAAGUUCAAGAGUAGUAUAAAAAAUUAAAAUCACAUGAAUAAUAAAAUAAAAUAAAGUAUGAUAUGCUAAAAAUAAUUGAAGAAAUACUAAUAGUAGAUUAAUUAAAUAUUAUAGUAAAGCACGUAAAUAAUUAAAAAUAAUACUUAAAAAUUAUAAUGAAUAGCAUAAAUUUACAAUAAAAAGUAAUAAAAAUAUAAUUUAACUGAAUAAAUAAAAAUUAUGUAGAAUAUUUAAAAAAUAUAUAGCAAAAUAAUAGUUAUAAAAAUUUUAAAUCUAUUACUAUAAUUAAUAAAUAUAAAAAUAAUAAUUUCAAAUACUAAAAAAUAUUAAGUAAAUAUUUAAAAUUGAAAAAUAAACUUUAAGUAAAAAUAUGUAGAAAAUAAAAUAUAAAAUUAUAUAAAUAAUAAUUAUUUUAAAAUAAAUAUGACCAUGACAUAAAAAAAGUUGAACGCGAUCUAACGUGCAUAAUAUAAUAUGUUAAUUUAAAACCGUAUUUCAUGUGUUAAAGUUCGCUUUAACACAAAAUAGGCUGUCCUAAUGUGAUUAUAACCAAUUUUCGCCACCAAAAUUUUGUAUACUCGUAAACAUUGUUGUAUUCCUUUCAACGCUUCCUAAUAAUUUUCCUUAAUUUAAAUAAGUUUUUGAAGUUAGAUAAUACUUUGAAAUAAUAUAAGUAUGAGCACUUUUUUCCUAAGUACAGCCGUUACUUAGAUAUAAUGAUUCAAAAAGUUAUAAAAAACGCGCCAAGUACACUACUUCAUAGGAGACGUAUAUAUUUUCAUAUAUACCUACAAUUACAUUCCACAUUUCCAAAAUAAUUUAAAUUUUUAUUUAAAAAAUUGAUUGGGUUAACAUUAAUUAAGGAAAAAAUUCUCAGAAACGCUGACCUUUUUACCAUGUUAUUUUUAAUUAUGUUUUAAACAAAUUUAAGAACUUUCAGCUUGUUUUAAGUUUAUGUAACUUCCUCUUAUUUUCGAUUUAAUUUGACCAGACUAAAAUUAAACAUAUUUUCUUAUACAAUUACAUUUCGCAUUUACAAAAUAAACAAAAUUUUUAUUUAAAAAAUUAAUUUAAUUAAAAUUAAUUAAAGAAAAAAAUUAUAUUAAUAUGUAUAUACAUAUAACAAAAUUAAAAUAAAAAACAUCUUGGUGAUAUGCAGAUUCGCUUGAGAGCAUUAAAAAUAUAUUAGAUAAUUACUAAAAAUAUAUUUACCACACAUUUUUGUGAAUUUAGACUUAUAAGCUUUGCCUUGCUAUUGUGUUCUUACACACACAUACAUACAUAUACUUAAACAACUAAAUUUUAGUUGUUAAAACGCAUUCAAUGUACUUUCUUUGCUUUUUUUGUUGUGUAUAAGUAUCCAGCUUUUACAUAUCUUUUUGUAAAUAUAUACGUAGUAUAAAACUAACAAUUCUUCAAUUCUUAUUUGUUCUCUUCCUGCUCUUCCGCUGACUUAACUACUAUCUUCUACUUAACUUCUAUAUAUAUAAAUGUAUUUUAUUUCUUAUUCUAGGUUAAUGAUUGAGGCAAGACAGCAUAAAAAUAUAAAAAUAAAAAUAAACAAAUUUUGUUUUGCUAGUUUACGCAAGUAAUAAUUAAAACAAGCCUUGAAGCAAAUUAAUAAAAAAAAAUGUUUUAAUAAAAUUUUGUGAAGUUAGUUAAAUAUUUUGUGAAAUAUAUGUAUGUUAUAUAAUAGCAGCUAAUAAAUACAUGCAUACAAUAAAAAUGUUGAAAACAUUACGUGCUCGACAACUUAGUAAUAUUAUUAUUAUUGCUAUUGUUUGUGCGCUCGAUGUAAACGCUGAUUUAUUUAAAGUUUAUGCAUAAUAACGCUAUUAAAUAAAGUGAAUAUUGUAAUAAAAAAGUGAUUAAUGAAAGAUAUUAAAAGUUAUAACUGUAUACAGGCAGACAAAUAUACACUUAUUUGUAUGCAGCACAUAAACAGAACACAACAUGUACAUUCAUAAGUACAUAUAAUGUACAUAUUUGAAAAACAAAUAAAUAUAUGUAUUUGAAUAUAUCGACUAUAGUUAAUUAUGUAUACCAACGCCACAAUUACGAAUGAUCAAUUAAAAACGACUUCACUAUUGUACACAUAUACCUACACAUAUGUACAUGCAUAUAUGGAUUAAAAAUGAAAACAAUAAAAAUAUUAAUAAAAAGAAA